UCGAACGUGGUCUCAUUUUCUACAGACGUCAUGCCUGCUGAAGUUGUCAAACCCGCGCCCAAGAAGGGCUCCAAGAAAGCCGUCUCUAAGACCGCAGUGAAAGGCGGCAAGAAGCGCAGAAAGACCAGGAAGGAGAGCUAUGCCAUCUACGUGUACAAAGUGCUGAAGCAGGUCCACCCCGACACCGGCAUCUCCUCCAAGGCGAUGGGAAUCAUGAACUCCUUCGUCAACGACAUCUUCGAGCGCAUCGCCGGUGAGGCCUCUCGUCUGGCUCACUACAACAAGCGCUCCACCAUCACCUCCAGGGAGAUCCAGACCGCCGUCCGCCUGCUGCUCCCCGGUGAGCUGGCCAAGCACGCAGUGUCUGAGGGCACCAAGGCUGUGACCAAGUACACCAGCUCCAAGUAAACUUGCCACCUUAUCUUAAACAAACGGUCCUUUUAAGGACCACCUAACUACA
Gadus macrocephalus (Pacific cod) is the source of this 460-nucleotide messenger RNA. Its product is annotated as histone H2B 1/2-like. The coding region runs from base 31 to 408 and encodes 125 amino acids. The record is from RefSeq and is a predicted model, not a curated record. The transcript has a single exon. Gene Ontology annotation, molecular function: DNA binding; protein heterodimerization activity; structural constituent of chromatin. Lineage: Eukaryota; Metazoa; Chordata; Actinopteri; Gadiformes; Gadidae. Gene Ontology annotation, cellular component: nucleosome.